Molecule: messenger RNA, 3141 nt
Organism: Bolinopsis microptera
Lineage: Eukaryota; Metazoa; Ctenophora; Tentaculata; Lobata; Bolinopsidae
Product: dimethylaniline monooxygenase [N-oxide-forming] 2-like
Exons: 1
Coding region: 8-1582 (524 amino acids)
Molecular function (GO): flavin adenine dinucleotide binding; N,N-dimethylaniline monooxygenase activity; NADP binding
Source: RefSeq, a predicted model, not a curated record
UUCUAGGAUGGAUAUUUCAGGUAAAACAAUUGCCAUAAUCGGAGGAGGUGUAUCAGGAAUGGUACAAGCCAAGUGGUUACUCCAUUACAAGCUAGGAUGUAGGAUACUUCUGUUUGAGUCUAGAAGUGACUUUGGUGGGGUAUGGGACAUAUCUGGUCCUAAUGGUGUCAUGGAUUGUACUGUCUGUAAUGUUUCCAAAUAUCUGAUGGAGCUAACAGACUUACCCUGGCCUGAUGGUACUAUUGAUUUUCCUCAUCACUCUCAUGUAUUGAAGUACAUCAAAACCUACGCUCGCAAAUUCAUUGUUAAUAGCUCUGUUGAAUGUUAUUUUGAUAGCCAAGUUGUUUCUGUAAAGAGAGUGGAAAACAAGUUUACUAUAGAAAUUGUGAACUUAAAAUCUCAAUCUGAAAAAAACACUUUUACAGCAGAUCAUGUUGUAAUAGCAAACGGACACAGUGACGUACCAAAUUACCCUAUAUCCGGUGUUAACAAUCUAGACUUUGUCACACAUUCAGUUAAUUAUAAGAAUUGUUCGCAACUAGAACUAACCAGAAAGAAAGUAUUGGUAGUAGGAUUGAGUUUCAGUGCAGUUGACAUUGCAGUAGAUCUCACUAAAUUUGGUGGCAAUGAGGUGAGCGUGUUGACACGGAAGGGAAGUUGGUUUGGUCCAAAACGUGAUUUGAAUUCCAAUGCUCCUUCUGAUCUGAAACUUCCUCGCUUGUUUACAUAUCUACCUCAUAAAGUACUGAACAAGUUGAUAAAGAUAGCUUUUAAUUGGAAAUACUUCAAUCAAAAUAACUGGCAAAUUUCCAACAAAUGUGACCCAGCUGGGGGAAAUAUGGUGAGUUCAGAUGAGUUUGUGGAUUUAGUGCGGACUGAGAAAAUAUCUGUUAUACACGGUUCAUUAACGGAAGUUAACAAUGGCAAUAGUGUGUCAAUCGCUACUAACGAAGGGAACAAAUUAAAGUUAACAUUUGAUCAUGUGAUAUUCUGUACUGGCUAUAAGCCAAGAUUUGAGUUCUUAUCAGAUGGAUUGCAAGCUGGAGAAGGACAAUAUCCUGAUCUUUAUAUGAACAUGGUACCACUGAACACUCCUCUCCUCAUGUCUUAUAUCGGGUUAUUUAACAGCAGGUUCACCUCCCCCUUCCAGGUUAUAGACCUUCAGGCACAGUACAUUGUUGCUCUGUUGACUGGCAAAGUAAAGCUGCCUGAUCAAAACCAGAUGAAAAUGUCAGUUUCUAAAGAGAAAAAUGACCUGGCUACAAAUUGUAAAGCAUUCCGAGCAAGUCUGUUUUUACCCAUUGAUUAUAGAGAUAAACUAGCUCAUAUUAUGGGUAAAACUCCCAAGUUUUUGGAUUUGGUGUUAUCUCCAAAGUUGAUGAUUGGGUAUUAUUUUGGUCCCAUAACUUGGGCAGGAUACAAUUUGAGUGAUUCUAGACUUGGUGGUGUAGCUAAAGACUCACUUAACAGAACAUGUGACAGAGCCUUCGGUAAGAACUGGUUCUUGAAGUUGAAUUGUAUUUUGUUUGGAGGCAUUUUUUCUAUAACUGGAGCCAUCUUUUUACCUCAACACUAUCUUUGAUUUUUCAGAUUGAUUUUUAAAAUAACAUUGAGGGUUUAUAUGAAAAUUUUAAUUUCAGCAAUUUUAAGAAUCAGAUAUAAAUGUAACUUUGCUUGAUUUAAAAGGCCACCAAUAGGGGCUUUUGAGCAGUAUAGGUACACAUUACACAAUUUAUUUUAAACAAAAUAAAAUUGCUAUCCCUGGAAAUGAAACGAUCUGCACCUACUUAGUUUACAAUUAAAGCCAGACCCGCCUUGCAAUGACUUUCAGUCCUGCGAGCUCAACAGAUCAUGGCUGACCUAAAUAUAGUAUUAUGCCUUGACCUAGAUAUAAUAAAAUAUGAGCCACAGUUCAUUCUUCUACCUAAAUCUCUACACAAAAUCCUGCAUUGUAAAAAAAUCUUGUUGAAAACGGUUUAUAGAAAUCGUCAGCCACAACUUACACUACUAUGUAAAACUAUGUAAAACAAACUACACAGUAUCGGCACGUAGAUAAAGAAUGUGAAUGUAACAUAGCUCUCACUAACACAAUUAAGAAUUUUUUAAAGAACUUUAUUGUCUCAAUAUUUAAUACGUCCUCCCACUCCCCUUCUUUCAUCUUCUUUACGCUACAUAGAUAAUCAAGUUUCUCGAUCUUUGUUCUUCCUCAUUUACUGAUAUCACGGCUUCUUUCACAGUUUUUGCUGUAAGCUGAUUGUUCUGGGCGCUGUUCUUCCUGACGACAUCUGCCCAACUUAUCAUUUCACUUUUUACAGUUUUCUGCACCGAGUCGAUCUGACCCUGCUAUCUGUUUGUCAGCUGCUUUUGCAUGUCUAUCUGUUCUGUUUUCAUAUGAUAUAUCUUGCUAGCUGCAGACUUGCAUAAGUUCAUAUUGCUGUCCAUUAAAUGUACUAUGCUGCAGAGGAAAUUUACAAGCGGACCCUUAAGCAGUUUUUGUAGAACACCCUGGUUGAUAUCAGAUGAGGACGAGACACAUUCACGGCUUUCGUGAGCUUUCCAAUCUCCGACCGGGUAUCCUUUUCCACUGUGUUCCACAGAGAAAUCCAUCAAGUUAGCGUGGCGUGUUAUUUCUUCUACAGUAUGAUAAUCACGAGAUAAAGAAUCGAAAAUUCGAGAAUGUUCGUGUAUUUUCAGUCACUCGGGAUACGAUAUUUAAAGCCGAUUUUGACACACCUUUCCAUUUAUUAGAUUAUUUAAUACCUGCAGCGUGAGGUUUGUGUAAUAUAAGACGACACAGCACCGUCAGUAAAUUAGAUUUACCUUGUCGUGUUUACCUUACAAACAGUUUCCUAUUACACAUAACCUUCACUGCAUCUGUAUCUUGGUUAAUUAUCUUAAUUCUGUGAUAUUAGGUUGGAUUUUUGUAAUUUUGAUUUUUGAAUACAUUAUUUUGCUAAUUGUGAGAGAAUUCAAUAGAAUUUAAUAUAGUUUGAAUUUUCUAUUUAUGAAUUUGAUAAUUUACCCAAACAAUUACACGUUAUCAUUAACUGUGUAAUAAAAUGUUAUAUCAAUUUUAUGUGUUUGAUCAAAUUUUGUUGUAUACAUUUCAAAUCGUAUGUAUUAUUCUAAAACUUAAGUUAA